Molecule: messenger RNA, 867 nt
Organism: Porites evermanni
Lineage: Eukaryota; Metazoa; Cnidaria; Anthozoa; Scleractinia; Poritidae
Source: the annotation of a GenBank genome assembly
AUGACGGAAGCUAAAGGUUCGUAUUCAACGCUUGUCAUUAACUGCGUCUUAAACUCUUUCCUAUCUUCGACCGCCAUUCUGUUGAUCAUCAUAACGAUACAGGCGCUCAGAAAAACGCCGUCGUUGUCGAAACCUUUAAAAACAUUGCUCCUGAGUCUGGCUGUUUCUGAUCUGUGUGUUGGCUUUCUGGUUCAACCCACUUAUAUCGCAGUUCUCAUAAUGAAAAUAGAACAAAACGCUGACAACGGGGCUUAUUAUACAAUAUAUGACGCAUUCUGCAUCCAGAGCUAUUUAUUUAGUUUUGCAUCGUUUUUUGGUAUUGUUGCGUUAACUGCUGAUAGAUUCUUGGCAAGCCAUCUUCAUCUCAGAUACCAGGAACUUGUGACUCACAAGCGUGUUGUUGCUGUAGUUAGUUCAGUCUGGGUUUUAAGUACCUUAAUUGCCUUGCUUGCUCUGCAAUGGAUAAGGAUCCUCGCCUAUAUCUUAGCAGCCAUUCAUAUUGUGUGUUACAUAACUACAGGCCUUUUUUAUUGCAAGAUAUACGCUGUCAUUCGGCACCACGCAAACCACACUCUGCAACAAUCAGCACAGAAUGAAGACGUGGCGAAUGUUGCAAGGCUGAGAAAAACUGCAGUUGUUACAUUUUACGUGUAUUUGGUGUUUUUAGUUUGCUAUUUGCCAAUAUUUUGUACUGGUGUUGCAAGAAUCCAUGGUGAAACUCCCUUGUUAUCACUUUUAUCAGAGUUUAGUUAUACCUUUGCGUAUCUGAAUUCAUCUCUCAAUCCGCUGAUCUACUGUUGGAAGAUGAGAAAAAUACGUCAAACUGCCAAGAACAUACUAGAAGGCAUCUUUCCCUGUGGUACCUGA